AGCCUCAAGCCUCUUGAUUGUUCAGAUGUUGAUUCAGUUUCAACUCAUUAAAUCAAUCAGUUAAUUAAUUCAUGUUGUUAAAUUGUUAUCUAGACUAACAGCUUACUAACUGUUAUCUAAUUGUGAUACGUUAUUUAAUUGAUUUGUUGUAAAACUGUUUCUCUGCUCUUUGGUGUUUCUGUGUUUGUGUCUUGUUCAUUUUCACUUGAGUUAUUUUAUUGGCUUCAUCUCUUUGGAUAGUUAAUGAUGGCAACUUUACGAGUGGAAAAGGAGAAACUAAAACUGGCCCAAGAAAAGUGUCAACAAAUUUUAAAUGAUCUUCUUAAGGAUGAAGAUAACAAAUAUUGUGUUGACUGUGAUGCUAAAGGUCCUCGAUGGGCUUCUUGGAAUUUAGGAAUAUUUUUAUGUAUUCGAUGUGCUGGUAUCCAUCGUAAUUUAGGUGUACACAUAUCUAAAGUAAAAUCAGUUAAUCUUGAUGCAUGGACACCUGAGCAAGUGGGUUACCUUCAACAAAUGGGUAACUCAAAGGCUCGAGCUGUUUAUGAAGCCAAUUUACCGGAUAAUUUUAGAAGACCACAAACUGAUUCAUCGCUUGAGGCAUUUGUCAGAGCUAAAUAUGAACAGAAGAAAUAUAUUGCCAAGGAAUGGGUUCCACUACCAGCUCCUCAGCCUGCUUUUGAUAUAGAAGAAGAACGUCGAAAAGAGAAGGAAAAAAAGAAAAUUCGACUUCCUAAAAUACAACCUAACGGGUCUCCGGUAGAUGUACAGACAACGCCCGUUCCAAGGCCACAAGCAACUUCAGCUUCAAGUGCGAUUAUUGCUGAGAAAAUUAUCUCUUCUGUUGACCAAUCAACAAAACCAUCGCCAUCAUCAUCGUCGAAACAUUCAGUUGAUCUUCUAGGACUUGAUGUUGCUAAUUCCAAUGGUGUAACUAAUCAAGUCUCGAAUUCAAGUUUAUCAAGUUUGAUUAAUCCCGUUGUAGAUGAUGAUCCAUUUGAAGCUUUUGUUUCUGCUCCUUUAGUAUCUAAUGAUAGUUUUAUUGGCAAUGCAAAUGCUAUUGGAACGGAAAAGGAAAUAAGUAACAACUCUAUUAGUAGUAAUAUUACCGAUGAGGAGAAAGAUUUUUUCAAUCAAAAGGCGCCAACAAAUCAGGAUAAAAAAUUGGAUAAAGAGACAAUCAUGAAACUUUAUGAAAGUUCUAACACUUACAUCAAUCCAAUUAAUCCAGUUAAUCAAACUAAUCCCGUUAAUCCUUUAAUUAACUCGCUUAAUCCUCUACAAGCAUCACCUUUGUUUAACCAAAGUAAUAAUAGUAAUAAUCUAUUUGGACAAAAUUUGCUCUCUCAACAACAACAACAACAACAACAGCCACAAAAUAACCUUUGGUCAUCUCUGAUGACCAAUCAACAAAUUCCAGUAACAUUACCAACUCAGAACUCAUUUUUCAUGUCACCAUCACCGAUUGGUGUCAACUUGAACACCAAUCAACCUUUCGGACAACCUCCAAUUCAACAGCCUCUAUUUUCAAAUCCAACGAACCCAUUCCUAACUGCGGCUCCUGUUAAUUCAACACCUGAUGAUUCAUUAUUCUCAAAUUUUCUCAAUACCCAGUGAUGAAUUUUGUUGAUGGCGAUGAAGUUGACGAGGAUAAACU
Panonychus citri (citrus red mite) is the source of this 1654-nucleotide messenger RNA. RefSeq names its product stromal membrane-associated protein 1-like. The record is from RefSeq and is a predicted model, not a curated record. Lineage: Eukaryota; Metazoa; Arthropoda; Arachnida; Trombidiformes; Tetranychidae. Gene Ontology annotation, molecular function: metal ion binding; GTPase activator activity.